AUGGAACGUGAAAAACUACCUGAGGAAGAACACGAGUUCGAUCAUGUCGAUUAUGAGGUGGAAUUCCUCGAGGAUCUCGACGGACAAAAUACGUUUGAUAGUUUUAAUGCUGGCGACAGUGGUGAUACUACUGCACUGCUCUGUUCGGAACCCGGACCAUCAAAUCCAGCUAAACGAAGAAAAACGAACAAACCCGGAAAUCGAAGUGUUUUAGCAGUGCCAGAGGAGCUGUUGCUUGGAUCCAUGGAGAAGGAUAAACAAUAUUGCUUCAAAGGCGUUGUUUACGAAAAAAAAUUUAAAAACCAGAAGUCUUUCGAACGGUGCGGAAACAUCAUGGUAUCCAGCGACUAUGUGGAUGACGUGCUCGAACAGAUUUGGCAAUAUUGUACCAAAUUUAUUUACCGCGGGGUUAUUUUUCCGGAUACGUCCGAUGAUAGAGGAGAGUUAAAAUGGGAAGAUCCACCUAUGUAUAAAGACUGCGAUAAAUUCAUGACGUUCCACGAUAAAGUCAGCAAGCGAAAUAUUGCACCUUCUAAAGUUGAUGGCCAUGCACUCCAAAACUGGCUGACGAAAGACGUAACAGUUAUUUUGUACAAAUACUCUGAUGCUGUUUCUACGCUUCAAAAAUGGAACUUAUUGGAGAGCCAAUUGCUACGCUCGCAAUCAACAGACCGUGCAGGGGCUGAAUCUAUAACAUCACUUAAUGAAAUCAAAGAAGAGCUUAAGGAUCGCCAUGGACGUUAUUUGAGUGCUGAUGACGUCAAUUGGGGAUGCUGGGCAAACUGGAUUUGCAGCAAACCACUAAACAUGCGCGAUGACUUGAUGCGACAAACACCACCCCAGCAUAUUAUUGGACUUUUCAGUACGGUUCCUGUUCACAGCGAUGUUCUUUUGGCAAAGGCGAGAUUAGAUAUGCAGGUAGCUUCCACUGUAAAUAAUGUUUAUGUGAAAGUAUUACAUGAUCUAAAAGAAGAUCAUCAGCAAUUGGUAAACAUAACAUCCGUUAUCGGCCAGCGAAUCUCGAUGCUACAGGAAAAGCAGGUUGAAUAUGAAAACAUGCUCACUGCCAUGAAUAGUUCAAUAUCAGUAAGGGAAAAUAAGUUUUCUGUAGAGUUGGCACAAUCAGUAACAGAUUCUAUUGAUGUAGACCAUGAGUAA
Molecule: messenger RNA, 1158 nt
Organism: Sabethes cyaneus
Lineage: Eukaryota; Metazoa; Arthropoda; Insecta; Diptera; Culicidae
Exons: 2
Coding region: 1-1158 (385 amino acids)
Source: RefSeq, a predicted model, not a curated record